AUGGCACUCGCUAUACGAAAUGCGGCUCCGCUGAAGCCAGAGAUUCGCUUGGCACAAGCUGUUUCAGAGUUUGAAGCUAGCCUCGGCGAUGGACACAAAGAAGUAUUCCGAACCACACGAAAAGCCGCCCUCAGGACGGCGCCGAUCCCAAGCGAUGUUAUGAGGCUGACUGCGGAGAUUGAUUCACGAGUACGAAAACAGCAUGGUCUUUCACGAUGUUUUGGGCCCCGUCUUACCAACAUACUCCAAGCUGUCCAGCAAUUUGCGGCGCUGGGUGACACGGUGGUUGGCGGGUCGCAGAACCUGGUGGCCUGUGGUGUGUGGUCAGCGGUUAGGACGACGCUAUAUAUGGCGGUCAAUUAUGCUUCUUACCUGGAGAAGCUGUCAUUGCUAUUCAUGACUGCCGGCCGACAGGCCCCUCGAUAUCAAGCCUUGGCAACCAUUUACCCCCAGUCCGAGACUUUACAAAGCUGCCUAUCCGAGUACUUCAUCGUCGUCGUUCACGUAUGCCAAAAGAUACAGAAAUAUGGAAACAGAUCAGCCUUUGGCCAGUUCAAGUCUUCGUUGAACGACGCGGAUCUUAAGGGGUACCAGGCAGAUCUUGAAGUCUGGGGGAAUGCCAUCAAGGACCAAGCAACCGUACUUCUUAACCAAGUGAUUCACCACGAAUCACAAGAAAACAAUAAGUCCCGCAUGUUGAUGAGCUGGUGGUCCGCAUCUGCUCGGCGGCAACAGGCCCUCGAGCGUAAGAUGCGAUGGCUCGACGCAUGUUCCAGGUACGACUUUCAGACCACUUGGAAGCAGAUUCGGAAGAGGGGUUCCACAUCGUUGCUACCAACAUGGCCCGACUAUCAGCAAUGGAAACAGGAGAUUGAAUCGACGUCAGCUAUUCUUUUCAGCGGAAAGGUCGGCGCUGGAAAGUCAGUCACAAUGGCCAAUAUUGUUGACGACGUGUAUUUGGUAGAAAACGCUAUAGUCGUCUACUUUUUCUGCCGCCACGAUAUCCAGGAAAGUCUCAAGUCCCGCAUAAUCUUGGGAAGCCUGGCUCGACAGUAUUUAUCAUACUUUCCAGAGGACAACGGGGUCUUCAAGGAAGGUGUGCCGUCUCUUGAUUUGGACGAACUCACGACUCUCAUGAAGUUGAAGUGCGACAAUCGGCCAAGGUACCUACUGCUCGACGGUUUAGAUGAAUGCAGUGAAGAGGAACGUCGUUCGGUCCUUCUUCAGUUGUCUUUUCUGCAGAGACACUCUAGUUGGAGACUCGGGUUCUCAGCUCGUCUUUCAACAGAAAGUUUCAUCCAACGACACAUUACCUUAAGGCGGCACAUUUCCCUCCCUAUUCUCAACCCCGAUAUCGAGAGAUACAUCGACAACGAGCUAGAGAAUCGCCUAUCUAGUGGCCAGCUGACACUCGGAGACCCGAAUUUGUUGUUCGAAAUUCGCAAUGCUCUCCUUAGCGGCGCGAACGGAAUGUUUCUGUGGGUUGCUCUGCAGCUAGAUCAAGUGUGCUCAGAGAUAUCCGACCACGCCAUACGCCUUGCGAUCAAGUCACUUCCCCGAGACUUGUCCGAAACGUACGCUCGUAUAUUGGGCGAAUCGUCAGCUAGAGAUACUGGUCGACAUCACGUCCGCCUGUUCAAGUUCCUCGCAGCAGCUUAUACGCCAUUAACGAUCGAUCAGAUUCAAGAAGUUGCCAGCGUAACAAUAGGUGAUGCUACUUGGGAUCCCAGCAAACGUAUCAAUAACAUCCGGAGGGUCGUGGGGUUCUGCGGAAGUCUCGUAAUGAUUCAAGAAGAGGAACAAACAGUCCAGUUUGUCCAUCACAGUGCCAGAAGCUUCUGUCAAGGUGUUCUCGAGGGCUUUGGUCGUUGGAAGUUCUGCUUUUCUGACGACGAGGCACAUCGCGAAAUAGGAGAAACAGCAGUGACUUAUCUCAGCUAUGGCAUCUUCGACACCCGGCUAUCGACUCAACUUAUGCCAAAAGUGAAAGUGGAUGGCUUCGCACAACGUAUCGUACAGCAAACAAUUGGGACAUCAAACCCUAUUGUAAAUUUGGCUCUCGAUUUCGUCAUGCCCAAGACGGACAGCGAUCGCGACAUCGCACAUUUUCUGACACACACGCAUCAAAGGACUAGCGCAACAGAAUUCGAAUCAACCAACCAUCCAUUUCUUCCUUAUGCAAGGGAGUUUUGGAUCUUGCACACGAGAAACAUCGAGAAUUCAGAGGUACAUCGACUGUGGGAACAGCUCUUCAAUGAAGUCGAUUUGAGUCAUCUGCAACUCACGCCUCAUGUCGCUGGUCCCCUAGACCAUUUUAAAGCACCCUGCAAGCACCCGAUCGCAUCGGCUUUUCUUUGGGCUGUCAACUAUUCCCAUGUUGCUGUUUUCGACCGCGUCAUGGACCUGGGUCGCAACCAUCCCUUCGCCCCAGGCCUGCCGUGGGCACGUUUCCGUUUCUUCCGCAGUCUGCUUCAAUAUCUUCAACCGCACGGUCCAUUCGAUAAGGUUCCACGUCUAAACCGGCAAAUGAUACGACGACUUCUCCCGAUGGCGGUCGUUUUGAGGGUCUAUCAUGCGGUUGAAUGGAUGUUGCCUCAUGUAGACCCCGCUCAGAUACUCUCGGUCUUCGAGGUAGCCAUUUCUUGCGGCAAUUACACAUCUGCCGCAAUCCUCUCUUCCAAUGCAGCCUUCAGUCCACCCAACAAGCCUAUUAUCCCAACUGAGCUUAUGUUGCUCGCUGCCUCUACCCACGACCCGCGAAUGAUUGGUCUCUUGGCGAAAAUGGGUGCUGCUAGGUCCGCACACACCAAUACUUCGGCACUGUCGAGUUUGCUACACUCUGACAUGCAUCACGGUGCUCUACUGGAAGCGACAGCCAUUCUUGCCAACGCGGGACUUCAGCCAAACACACUCAAUUCGCGAGAUAAGUUUGCUGUCUUUCAACUGCUGGCUCUGGGUCCCGAGACCAGCGCCAAAAUGGCCCUGGGGUCUGUCGAGAGUAUAUUGGCCGCGGACUCGGACUUCCCACGGCUUCAUCAACAAAUUCUCCAGCGCGCAUGCUCCAUUGGAAGUUUUGAUCUCGCCAAUGCUGUCUUGGCCAGCUACGAUAAUUUCACUACUGGAGAGCGAAAGGUUGGUAUCAGCAAGGUACCCCACUUCCCUUUCGAGGGGAAUGAACUGGUCCUUAUACUACAGAUGGUGUCGGAGAGUAGGACCAAGCUUGCAAGUUUGCUUGUCAAUCGGGGAUGUCAUGACAAGGACCGGCGCGGUUUUCGUAGAGCGCUUGUUCUCAGGCAUUGGCAGCUUGCAGACGCUUUGCUCAACGGGAGGGAUCUCACAAGUGAUACGCUCACAUUAUGUGACAACCACGAACUUCUUCACCUGUGUCUCUUUCAAGGGGACCUCAUCGGCAUCAACGUCCUGCUUAAGAUUGGCAUAAGUUUUGAAAACCCAUCAACCGGACCACUUUUCAAACACGCGACUCCGAUGCAGGCACUUUUAGCUCAGGACUCGGAAUAUUUUAUCCGUCUCUCUAUGGUAGAGCUUCACAUUCGAGGGGCUCUAUCCAUGGAUGUUCCUACCAAGUUCUCGGAUUUGAGGACUGCCGUGAAACGACUUCUCUCACCUUCCAGUUCUUCCGCGUGGGACCCUCAGAUCCAGCAGAUA
This is a messenger RNA of Colletotrichum gloeosporioides, 3666 nucleotides long. RefSeq lists its product as uncharacterized. NCBI's taxonomy places the organism in Eukaryota, Fungi, Ascomycota, Sordariomycetes, Glomerellales, Glomerellaceae. The record is from RefSeq and is a predicted model, not a curated record. The transcript has 3 exons. The annotation marks the transcript as partial.